This is a messenger RNA of Diaporthe amygdali, 1068 nucleotides long. RefSeq names its product 2OG-Fe(II)oxygenase superfamily protein. The coding region runs from base 1 to 1068 and encodes 355 amino acids. The transcript is spliced from 3 exons. The record is from RefSeq and is a predicted model, not a curated record. Lineage: Eukaryota; Fungi; Ascomycota; Sordariomycetes; Diaporthales; Diaporthaceae. Gene Ontology annotation, molecular function: dioxygenase activity.
AUGGCUAUCUCGGAACAAAUCCCAGAGUCUGUCGAGUGGAACGGAAAGAAGACCCCCAUCUAUCCGAUGGAGACGGUCAGUUUCGAGCGACUUCUCUCUCAGGAGCCAGCCGAACUUGAGAAGGUGGUUCGCUGCUGUGAAACUGAAGGUUUCUUUUACCUCGACUUGCAGAGCAUCGACGGCCGACGGAUGUUGGAAGACCAGCAGAAGACUCUUGAGCUUAUGCACCGAUUCUUUCAGUCGCCCCUUGAGAUAAAGAACCAAUAUGGGCUUAUAUCCCCCCAUCUCGGUUACGAGCCCAUUGGCUCACGUACCGGAGUUUUCAAAGACACCAAGGAUGGAUAUGAAAUGAUCAAGGUUGCUCGAGACGAGAUCCAAAAGUCCAGCCCCCACCUGCCCAGCGUCAUCAAGAAUAGCCCGGAUAUCAAAAUCCUGGAAAACGCCAUUGCGGGCUGCAACAUCAUCACAAAGACUAUCCUAUCGUCGCUGUCCACGGGACUCGGGCUUACGGGCGCUGCACGAUUCGAGAACACUCACCGUAAUGACCGCCCGUCUACCACGACCCUCGCCAUGAUGCACUACAUACCGUCCGAUCCUGCCGCCCAGAAGAUCGGCCACCAGAAGCACACCGACAUCAGCUCGCUGACCCUGCUCUUCAGCGAGGAGUGGGGACUCCAGAUCCGCCCGCCGGGUGCCCGCGAGUUUGGAUUCGUCAAGCCUAAGGAUGGUUGCGCCAUUGUCAACGUCGGCGACUCGCUUCGUUUCGCGAGUGGACACAAGAUGCAGUCGUGCAUCCACAGGGUCGUGCCCUUCGACCCGACCGAGCACCGUUACUCAAUCGCGUAUUUCCUCAGGGCCGAGGACUCGACCAUGUUCACCGACAGCGAAGGCAGGUACAUUACGGCCGGCCAGUGGCACGAUGAAAAGUUCUUCGCUUUCACCAACCCGCCCGAGCUCCUGGCCAACGUUCCGCCCUCGAUGAUUCUAGGUGGAAUGAAGGAGGAGGAGGACAAGGAGGUUACUGCAAAGGCCCCAAGUGCAUCGAAAGAGAUUGUGGUCGAGACAUAA